AUGGCUACUGAAAAUAAUUUUGUGCAAGCAGCAAUUCCUCGCUUUGAUGGUCAUUAUGACCAUUGGAGCAUGUUGAUGGAGAAUUUCUUACGGUCAAAAGAGUAUUGGCCAAUUAUUGAGGACGGCAUCGACACUCCGGCGGAAGGCGAAGUUUUGUCGAAUGCUCAAAAGGCAGAGUUGGAAGCAAAAAAGCUGAAAGAUCUGAAAGCGAAGAAUUAUCUCUUUCAGGCAAUUGAUCGUCCCAUCCUGGAAACUAUUCUUUGCAAAGAAACUUCCAAGGAUAUUUGGGAUUCCAUGAAGAAGAAGUAUCAAGGCUCAAGCAGGGUGAAGCGUGCACAGCUUCAAGCUUUGAGAAAGGAUUUUGAAACACUGGAGAUGAAGGAAGGAGAAUCUGUGACAAACUAUUGUGCUAGAACCAUGGAAAUAACCAACAAGAUGCGCUUCCAUGGUGAGAAGAUAGCUGAUGUAGCCAUUGUGGAGAAGAUUUUACGAUCUCUGACAUCAAAAUAUAAUUAUGUUGUCUGCUCAAUUGAAGAAUCAAAGGAUAUAGAUGAACUAUCUCUUGAUGAACUGCAAAGUUCUUUAUUGGUUCAUGAACAGAAUAUGAAUAAAAGUUCUGGAGUGCAGGAGCAAGCGUUGAAGGCUUCUACUAAUACUUAUUCCAACAACUAUAGAGGUAGAGGUAGAGGCCGAGGAAGAGGAGAUCGUGGAGGAAGAGGAAGAGGAGAUCGUGGAGGAAGAGAUUUCAGCAGAAAUUACAAAACCAGCACUGAUCAGUCUCAAGGCAGAGGUCGAGAUCAUGAAAAAUCGAAGGUAGAGUGUUAUAGAUGUCAAAAAUUUGGUCACUAUGCAUCAGAUUGUUACACUAGACUUCCUAAUGACAAAGAAAAAUGUGAAAGUGCCAAUUUGUCGAAAUAA
Messenger RNA from Solanum tuberosum (potato), 918 nucleotides. RefSeq lists its product as uncharacterized. NCBI's taxonomy places the organism in Eukaryota, Viridiplantae, Streptophyta, Magnoliopsida, Solanales, Solanaceae. The record is from RefSeq and is a predicted model, not a curated record. Gene Ontology annotation, molecular function: zinc ion binding; nucleic acid binding. Bases 1 to 918 code for a protein of 305 amino acids. The transcript has a single exon.